Messenger RNA from Sorex araneus (European shrew), 2682 nucleotides. Its product is annotated as secretoglobin family 1D member 2-like. Lineage: Eukaryota; Metazoa; Chordata; Mammalia; Eulipotyphla; Soricidae. Bases 2322 to 2603 code for a protein of 93 amino acids. The transcript has 3 exons. The record is from RefSeq and is a predicted model, not a curated record.
UCCAUAAUUCAACACAAAACUCACUAUAGUUGUUGGAGUUUCCAACCAAGAGAGACAGACCUACUACAUUUGGUAAUUAGUUUUUCAUUGCUGGAAUUGAAGGGAUAUGUAGCCCCACUGCUACAAGUACAUAACUCUCAGAUAUGGUAUUUCUUAUGGGUCAGUUAUAAUCUGAAACAAAAGCUUCCUUGUUCAAAUGAAGCUUUUGUCCUGCCCUUUGAUGCCCCUUUUGCUUGCUCACCGUUACCUUCACACAGCAAUGGAACCUUCCUUCCUUCGGCAAUAGGAGAUGCGUGCGGGGAGCUGUUGCAGAGAAAGUUCGAUGCAGGAGGAGUGAGGCCCUACUCAGCUUAAUGUUUUGUCUCUCUCCACCCACCACUCUGGACAUUUCUCACUGUCCACAGGUGAUCUGGGUGUUUCUAUUGUGUGGUCGUAACGUUACUUGAUGUGAGAGGAGGGAAAGCCAGUGUGCGCUCAUAUCCCGUCAUGGUCUUUCCAUGCUCCCAUAAAAUGAGUUUUUUCCUGCAAUCUGAUGGAAGCUUCUGUUGAGGAUGUGUGUGCCAAUGCAAAUCGACCAGCAUUACGUGUGUGACAGAGGUGUCUCUGACUCAGGGAAACUUGUGGAGCCCAGGUCACACAGAUCCUUGCAGGAGAAUGGCCCUCUGCAUGAUCUCCGUGCUGAGUUCAUUGCCAUCCAUGACUUUGCUCAAUUGCCUCCUCAGCUUCAGAGCCUACCUUCCACCUUCCUGUAAUCUUCGACCUCUAUGCACAGAAACCGGCUCAGCCAUCACGUCCCCACAAAUACUCCGAGCUAGGAGACACACAUCUCAGAAGGGCUCUGUCCCUCACUGAAUUUCGACAGCCCUAGUUCUUACGUGAAUGAAAUCCUUCUCACUGAUAAACCUCCCUUCUCUGUCCAUUCUCAAUCACCUGUCUUGUCAUUGUUAUCAGGCCAUCAGGCUUGCCAAAAAGAAACGUUGAUUUUUACAGGAGAGUAUACUUAGUGCGUGUGAAUUUGAGUCGAGUAGAUAUUUGCAUCACAUGUUGCUCUGCUCUUAUUUGACUCAUUGACUGCCCUGGACCCCUUUUACUGACCUACUGUUCCAUUUCAUUUCUGUUGUCUCAUAUGGCAUUACAAUUUGUAUUAUCCAUGUCAGUGUGUUAUGUAUUCAUGAGGGAAAAUAGUAAUAAGGACCUUCAUGACCAAUGUACUAUGUUUGUGACACUUCAAAUCCUAGGUCUAGUCUCAUCCCAUUGACUGCUUCUACCACUCUGUCCUCUAUUGGAAUGUCAUAUUAUACAACUUAUGGUAUUCAGAUUCCAAUGAAUUCUUAGCUGAUCUUUAUUCAUAUACUCUCUCUGGGUACAGUCUGUUCAUUUCCUUUGUAAAAAAAUGAAGAAAAUCAUUCAUUUUUUUCAUUGAAUAUUCUGUCCCUUGAAGAGAGAGAUCUUGCCAGGGGUCUACUCCAGGCAGAACUCAGCCUGUUCCUUUCAGGGGCUCAGACAACCCAAGCUCAUACCUGGGUUGCUCGGGACCCACCAGUGUUACACAUACAGGUGAUGUAGGGACCCUGAAACAUUGGGACCCAUAGUCAAGGCCUCUGGAAUCUUGCAACACCGCAGAUAUCUCUGAGACCUCUGAAGACACAAAGCCUCAUCACCUUGGGUGCCACAUCAUUUGCUGUAAUGAGGCUUAAUCCUAGGAUACGUUCGAAUUGACAGCAAAUUCAAGCCACGCGUGCUGCAUACUCGAGUCUGCUCUCUUCCGGGAAUCAUUCCUUCAAAAGGUUCUCCAGGCCAAUGAACUUUCUCGGUCCCCCCAGCAGGAAGUCUCCACAGAGGAAAUCAAUUGUGCACAAGCAUGGUGCUCUGUACGUAUGUGUUCUUUCAUUCACACAUGCAUGGCUGAAAGUAAUUCCCUUCCAUCUAGACUGUGCUACACAGUCACUGGACUAAGUAGCCUCUGAACAACCAGACAGGCACUCAUAAUUGUGGCACUAGAGAGUAGAGAGGCUAAUGGCAGCUCAUAGGCUCUGUCUUUCCAAACAACUAUGAUCAUUGCUCAAAGCAGAGGCGCAUAACUCAGCAGAGCCUUUUCUAGAAUCUUUGGCCAAGACUUUGCACCCGUGACGCUGGGACAUAACUUCAGUUGAGGGAGGGAGAGAGGGAUGGAAGCCAAAUCUUGUGACCUACACGUGUGGCUGUGGGCAGGACCAGGAAGGAUCUCUGGGUACAAAUGACCCUGCGCUGCCCAGGCUCCUGAGUCCAGCUGCUGACUGCUCAUCCCUUGCGCAAGCUCACAGCUCCCAGCCACAAACACCAUGAAGCUGUCCCUGUGUGCCCUGCUGGUCGCUCUGGCCCUUUGCUGCUACCAGACUGACGCAGCCAUAAUUUGCCCAGCCCUUGCGGGACAACUGAGUACAUUUAUCCUCGCCCCAGAAAAUGUCUUGAAAGUAUACAUGGCUCAAUUUCAUGCCCCUAAGGCUGCUGAGGAUGCCGCGUUGCGUUGGAAGGCCUGCUACAAUGAAGCCCUGCCCCUUGAAAAGAGAAAGCUAAUUCUAGGAACUUUGGUGAACAUUGUUGCGGCCUGCAAGAAAGAAUAAAAAAAGUCUCCUGUCAUCUAUGACGUACAAUAAUCUAAUGAAUUUCAAGAAAAUGUCAAGGUUUCAACCUCUCUUCGAA